AUGUAUAAAACUUUGUCAGCAUUGACGUUUUGUAUCGUUAUUUGUGUCGUGGUUCAACUUCUACCCGUUAUAUCGGUUCCACUAACGUCUCCCGCCAGUAAUCUUUACUUUUCCAAUUUCAGAAACUAUACAUUUGGAGUACUAGGGAUAUGUGAUUUAAACUCAGGAAUAUGUUCAAGUCCUAGGAUAGGUUAUCCUUCUGUCAAUAGUACUUUUUAUAUGCUUGCUGAUGAUAGCGAUUUUGAACUUGGUGGAGUUGAGUUACCUUCAAGUGCAACAUAUACGAUCUCAAAACUUUUAAUCAUGCAUGUGGUGGCCUUUUGCUUAACUUGUUUGUUACUUCUAGUGGUCAUAGGAUUAACCAUAUUACAAUGCAUCGAUGAUACAGUCCCAUUCAAAGAUAGAGUUGAAUUUUAUGUUAAACAGAAAGGUAAAGGUCGUCCAAUUAUAAAGGGAUCGGAAAAUAAUGAAGAUCCAGUAAGAAAGAAGCCUUUACGAGAUAUUACUCCUUACUUAAAUGUGAUGCUUACUAUUGCCAUAAUGUCAUUCUUAUGUAACUUGCUAGGAUUCCUUGCUGAUAUCCUAUUGUUUAUUCCAAAUUUAACCUACUUGGGUUGGCUACAAUUAUUACCUAUAAUUUGCCUAGCAUUAAUAAUCACUUUGUCGUGUUUUAUAAAGAGAGCUAUAUCAUCUAGGAAAUUCCUUGAGGAUGAUCAAAAAUAUGAGAAUGAUGAUAUGAGAACUAGAAAAAAGGUUGUUGGUAAUAGAUGGAGUGAUGAUGCAAGUGAUGAUGGAUUUUAUGUUUAUACGAAUGGGUUCUAUACAGCUCAAAAUAAUAAUCGAGAAAGAAACGAUAUUGCUUUGAGAAGCGGUUUAUCGUUCAAUCAAAAUGAUAACAGCCAAACGAAUGAUUGGGUUCAUCAUUCAUACCAGGUUGAUGAUAUUAUCGGUGAUGCUGUGUCGGUCAAUUCGAGUCAUCGUCGUGGUUCAGAUAACGUUCAUCUGACAGAUGUGUAA
This is a messenger RNA of Scheffersomyces coipomensis, 1017 nucleotides long. It is a transcript of the gene RIM9, whose product is annotated as Rim9p. NCBI's taxonomy places the organism in Eukaryota, Fungi, Ascomycota, Pichiomycetes, Serinales, Debaryomycetaceae. Bases 1 to 1017 code for a protein of 338 amino acids. The transcript has a single exon. The record is from RefSeq and is a predicted model, not a curated record. Gene Ontology annotation, cellular component: plasma membrane; cell division site; growing cell tip.